Molecule: messenger RNA, 855 nt
Organism: Cladophialophora carrionii CBS 160.54
Lineage: Eukaryota; Fungi; Ascomycota; Eurotiomycetes; Chaetothyriales; Herpotrichiellaceae
Exons: 1
Coding region: 1-855 (284 amino acids)
Source: RefSeq, a predicted model, not a curated record
AUGGAUUCAACGCUUGCCAUCCCUGCGACUGACGAUCAGUACGAGUCGGAGGCCUCUAACGACCUGGAAGUCCCACCGCCAGCAUACCGGAGGAGCUCCGAGUCGUCCACCGAGCGUUCCUUGUACGAUGAAAAGGAUGAGACCUCAUUCGCAAGCCAGCUGAACUCCGGCCAGGCCCGCGAGUACGGGUUCUACCACCCGAAACUUCUGGCUCGUGGCCUAGUCAUUACCGACGGUGGUGCCUCGACCGAGACAAGCAAAGUACCAUUGUACUAUGUCGAGGUCUCCGAAUUUGCACUCAAGAAGCCGGAUGUCAUUUUCCAUCAGCUCCCUCCUGCGAUCGAGACGCCGAAUGAUCUAGAGUAUCUCGCUAAUACUGGAGAGUAUGCUCCAGUGAUCGGCGUGGCGCAUUUUCCGAAAUUCUCUCAGCAGAUCAAAGCUGGACUUGGUGACCCCGCUUCCAAAGGCGAAAUGAAAUACGUCGAAGUACAGAAUCCGAACAAGAUGUACCAUGGCGAGUAUCGCAUGUCAUUCAAUGGAAGGUCUUAUGCCUGGAAGCGGACCCAUGACCCAGCUGCUGGCGUCGAAGGCUCCAAUAUCACAAGGAAGUUGAACCGUGGUAGCUUUCAGCUGAUUGAUAUGUCCACAAAUGAAGUGGUGGCAGCAUUUCUUGACAACAAGUUCAAGAGCUGGAAGAAAAAGGGCAAGUUGAGGAUCUUUCAGAAGCUCGAAGGAGAUGGGGUCGAAGCACAGCAGCUUGAAUUGCUCGUAAUCUUGAGCAUCGCGGCGAUUCUGGAAAAGGCUCGGAGAAGGCAAAAUAGGAGAGCCAGCUACUACAGUGGAGGCGGCCCGUAG